This is a messenger RNA of Aplysia californica (California sea hare), 2363 nucleotides long. RefSeq lists its product as uncharacterized. NCBI's taxonomy places the organism in Eukaryota, Metazoa, Mollusca, Gastropoda, Aplysiida, Aplysiidae. The transcript has 2 exons. The record is from RefSeq and is a predicted model, not a curated record. Bases 58 to 1437 code for a protein of 459 amino acids.
UUCUGACCUCCCUGAAAGAAACACGUUUCGUCUCGCACAAUUUUUGUUUCGACUUUGAUGGCAUCAGGUUUAGUGCUACCUACCUUCCACAAUGCCCACCAUCCAAGCUUGACCACCACCCCACAACCAGGGCUCGGGCCGUUGUCCCGACCCCCAGAUGUCCGCCCAAAAGAGAGAUCAGUGUCACGACAAGAACGACGCACAACCUCAUCUCUGACAUCCUUGAACCCCGAGUCCUCGACCUUGAACUCCUCAGUCGAGAGAGCACCGUCAGUACAUUUGAGACGUGCCCUGAGAGAACACAAGGCUGUGCUAGACUCGGUGAGCGUCGACGAGUCCUAUCUCACUUCCGCUUCCGUCCGUGCUGUGGAGAUCAACCUGAGGGAAUACGCACUUCCGGGGGAGAGGCAGCUGAUCGUGAGCGCGGUGCGCGCGUGUGCAGUGCGUGGGAGGAACUAUCCCAAGGCCGCGGAGUUGCUGAGUUGUAUCAUCGACGCGGACUUUGAGGAGUGGAACAUCGUCCACGAAUUUGCCGACUUUUGCCACGGUUAUGGGGGCGUCGAGAACGUUCCUUUCUUCCGACACUGGCGAGCGGUUCAAGGUCAAGCUCAAGGCCAGGCUCAAGGGGAAGGUCAAGUUCAGGGCCAGGCUCAAGGGGAAAGUCAAGUCCAAUGGGGAGGUCAAAAAGAAAACGAAACUGUUCGUGAAGGACUUUCUGGCAGUCGUGCCGCCGUGAGUGACGUAGCGACGAGACUCCAGGAGAGCGCUGAGCAGCCAGUGAGAGCACAGGCUGACGUCACAGCACCGCCUGCUGCAGGCACGGCAGACGUGAGUACGGCACCGGCUUCAGGACCGGUGAAGGGUCAUCUGACGUCACCACUUCGAGAUACAUCUCCCACAGCCACCAACACCGCACCAAAGUUUGAACCUCAGAAUCAAACAACUCAAGGCUUAAGUUCAAAUACCUGCUGCCCAACUUCUGUUGAUGUGAACGAGAUUAAAAUCGAACUAAAUUCUUCAGCCCCAGCAACGACUGAAAAGGGCAAAAAAUCUGAAACUUCAGAAAGAGGCAAAAAGGUUACUGAAAAAGACUGGGAUGAGGGGAGAAUUGACGAGAAGAGAAAAGGAGGCGAAGAAGAAGUCGUGCAGAAACCAGAAGUGAACCAGGGUCACUCGGAAACAGAAGCCUGCAACAGGAACAAGAGGCCACAACUCACGCAGUCCCAGCGGAGGGAGCAGUUGUUGCGUGUCCUUGAACGUGAGCGGAGGUACCUGAAGGACAAGGUCACGUGUUCUGUGUGCAACUCACGACCAGUGGAGACGACUUUCCUGCCUUGCUCACAUCUCGUCAGCUGUUUGGGCUGUGCCAAAAAGUGUAAAAAAUGUCCCCAGUGCGGUAAGAAAGUGUUGGCAGAGGCCAAGACAUUCAUCGUGUAACGCUCUUCAUCUGGGAGGUCGCGCAGGUGUGAAUAACUGUUUCCAAGUUCUUUCAUCUUGAAACAUAAUAAGUGUUUUCCACAUUUCAAAGACGUUUCGGGUAAUUCAAGUAUUACAAGUCGUAACCUUGCUCUUGCGAUCAACAAACCAAUCACAAAUGUAGAAUAGUCAAGCAGAUAUUUCAGAUUAAUAAUUAAUAACAAAAUAAUAAGGUAGCAAUUAGCCAGCAGAACUGCCAACUUCUAAGAGUUAAGCCAAAACUAAGACCGUCAUUGUGUAACGAUUGGUAUCACUAUUACCAAGCCAGAGACUCUGUCUUAGCCCAAGUUCUGUCAUCUUUAUACAUAACUGUUCACCACAAUUAAAAGGUUUUUCUAUGGAACUAAACUCGAAACCAAGACUGUCUUUAUAUUAUUGAUUGUUGUCAUGGCCGACAAGAUGUUGUAUCAAUGUUAGUUCAUCUUACAGAACAAAUGUUUACCGCUAUGUAACGAUUUUGUGUUCAAAUUUUACAAAAUUCUCUUCUGUUUUUGUGUAGUGGACGUUGUAACUGUCGCCAAUUAAUUAUGUCGUACUGUGUUGAAAUUAGUUUAUCUAUUUACAUAAAUGUUUAUUACUAUUCCAAGGCUUUUUAUGCAACUGAAGCCAUAGCACAAUAAUGUGAUAUUACAAAUAUAACUAUGCUAUAGUUUUGGUCCGUUUUGCCUAGCAGCUUGUAAUUUUAAAUAAAGAUCUGAUUUCUAAUUUACUGACGAUUAUAGGGCAAACAUUAUCAUGCUCACAAUUUCUCUCAAGGGAAAGUUUAUGUAAAAUAAUAAUCUGAAGACUUUCAGGGAAUAAUAGUAAAGGGUGCAUAGGCAGCAGUUGGUGACAGUCUGUUUGGGAGAGAGAAGGAGAGAGAGAGAGAGAGAGAGAGAGAGAGAGAG